This is a messenger RNA of Ipomoea triloba (trilobed morning glory), 2404 nucleotides long. Its product is annotated as eEF1A lysine and N-terminal methyltransferase-like. NCBI's taxonomy places the organism in Eukaryota, Viridiplantae, Streptophyta, Magnoliopsida, Solanales, Convolvulaceae. The record is from RefSeq and is a predicted model, not a curated record. The transcript has 15 exons. Gene Ontology annotation, molecular function: S-adenosylmethionine-dependent methyltransferase activity. Bases 69 to 1859 code for a protein of 596 amino acids.
CCUAAAAACACAACGAACUCAUAAGUCAUAAUACAAAGGUCAAAGAGCUAGCUAGCUGAGAGAAAGAAAUGGGGAAGAAAGACCAGAAGAACAAUCAAGAAGAAUUACUCAAAACCUUGGGAGAUUUCACCUCUAAAGAUAACUGGGACAGUUUCUUCACCAUCAGAGGUAGCGAUGAUGCCUUCGAAUGGUAUGCCGAGUGGCCACAGCUUCAGGAACCUCUCCUCCCCCAUUUAUCCGGAGAGGCUCAGAUUCUUGUCCCCGGUUGCGGGAACUCCAAGCUCUCCGAACACCUUUACGAUGCCGGAUACCGGAAUAUCACCAACAUUGACUUCUCUAAGGUCGUUAUAUCUGAUAUGUUGAGGAGGAAUGUCCGGAACCGGCCUGAAAUGAAGUGGCGCGUCAUGGACAUCACUGAUAUGCAGUUUACAAGUGAGAGCUUUGAUGUUAUUCUGGACAAAGGUGGAUUGGAUGCUUUAAUGGAGCCAAAGCUCGGUCCUAAGCUAGGAAAUCAAUAUUUAGCAGAGGUGAAAAGAGUGCUAAAAGCUGGGGGAAGUUUUUUUGUCACCUUGGCAGAAGCUCAUGUAUUAGGAGUGCUUUUUGUGAAGUUCCGCUAUGGAUGGAAAAUGAGUGUUCAUGCUAUUGCGCAGAAACAAUCUGACAAAUCUAGCCUGCAGACCUUCAUGGUAAUGGUUGAAAAAGAUGAUUCCUCUAUGUUGAGCCAAAUAUUCUCAUCUUUUGAUCAGUCAUCUAUUCAUUCUCCUGGAAAUCAGGCUGAUGGACUCCGGCAGGCACUUGAAGUUGAAAAUAGACUUCGUGAAGAAUAUUCCAAUAGCCUGGAUAUAAUCUACUCACUUGAAGAGUUGAAGUUAGGAGCUAAAGGGAACUUGACAGAGCGCCGUCCAGGUCAACGGCUGCAGCUAACUUUAGGCGAACCUGGGAUUUCCAGCUUCUCAUAUAAAGCUGCACUUCUUGAUGCCCGGGAAGAGUUUGGACCGUUCUCAUAUCACUGUGGGGUGUUUCUUGUUCCAAAGACACGAGCUCAUGAAUGGCUGUUCUCUACAGAAGAAGGUCAAUGGAUUAUUGUGGAAAACUCAAAGGCUGCACGUCUAAUCAUGAUUUUACUAGAUUCCAGCCAUUUGAAUGCUAGUAUGGAUGAUAUCCAGAGUGAUCUAUCUCCGCUAGUGAAGCAAUUGGCACCUAGUGAGUGUCAAGAUGCGUCCCAAAUUCCGUUUAUGGCAGCAAGUGAUGGAAUCAAGAAGAGGAAGAUUGUGCACGAGAUCACAUCGUCCUUGACUGGUCCAAUAACUGUCGAUGACGUUAUAUAUGAACAAACUGAUGAGAAUAUCAGCUGUCUGUUUCAAUCAGAUAAUGUGAUGUUCCGUCGCCUCACUUUUCAAAGAACUGAGAGUUUGGUGCAAUCUGAGGCUGUGCUAACAAGUGAAGGAUCACAGAAAAAUAUAACUGACAAGGAUCAGAAGAAAAACCUAAGAUCUAAAUCCAGAAAGAAGGGAAGUAAGACAAGUUCUGAUGGAUCAAGAAAUGAUUUGAAAGUUGAUCACAGUUACUUGGCUAGUCCUUAUCAUACUGGAAUCAUUUCUGGACUUACGUUGAUUUCUUCAUAUUUGAGCAGUGCAGCAUCAAAAGGAGGCAUGGUAAAAACUGUUGUUAUUGGUCUUGGAGCAGGAUCACUUCCCAUGUUUCUGCACAGGCACACGCCUUUCCUUGAGAUUGAGGUUGUGGAGUUAGACCCUGUGGUUCUAGAUCUUGCUAGAGACUACUUUGAUUUUAGAGAAGAUGGAAAUUUAAAGGUAAAUCUCUCUAUUUUUCUCAAACAUCUCCAGAAAAUAGAAAUUUAACACCAUUAAAGCACAGGGAAAACAAUCAUGAAACUGCAGAGGGAAAAAAAUAGGAAUACUGGAAUACUAAUACAACUCAUGAAACCAACACAAUGUUUCUAAUGGGAAAUGAUCAUUUUUCACAUAUAGAGGGAAGGAAAAGCAUAAAACUAUGAUUUAUGUAGGAAGAGCUGGGAGAGGAUUAAAGCAUCUGUUACUUUGUGCGCCAGGGGAAUAGGGAUUUGCAGAAUGAGUUCUCUGUUUUAACUUGUUGAUAUGUAUUUUAGGAAACCUUAAUAAUUUCUUGUUCCAAAGGUUUGUUAAACUGCUAAGUUCCAGCUCCAUUGACUGCUUUGUCAAAAACUAAAUAGUAAAUAAUAAUAUUGCACUAGUCUCUUGGUUGGUUGAUAAUUGAUUGGAAAUUUACUACUUCAAAUGCACAAAAUAUACUCCCAACGGUGAGCUUGUUUUUAUCUACAUGUCAUGCAAUUUUCUAACAGCACUUUUUUGUGUUUUGUGGAAAGUAAGGAUUAAUCUUUGUUAAUAUGUGGAUAGAGGAGUUCAAU